UCGCAGAGAUCAAAUUAGUGGUGGGGACAAUUCAAUAAUCGCUGGAUAUUGGUGGGGACAUGUCCCUUCCGUCCAUGCCAAAUCUACGCCCUUGCUGUGUAUACUCAUGUAUUGACAAUAAAGCUCCUGAAUCUUGAAAGACUUUCAAUACUAGGCAGAUGAGAUGUAUCACUAUGAGGGUGGAGUGGAAUAGUCCUCGUUGAUAAUACCUUUAAUUUCCCUCUCACCUUUUGGCUUUCAACACCAUGUCACCUGAUCAGCUGGGGGUAGAUAAAUUCAGCGUAAUCCCAUUGUCACUGCCAGCUUUCACCAGUAUCUGAAAGCUUAAUCCAACAUAUAAUAUAGCAUAUAGUAUAGCAUUUUAGUCUCAUUUAUGAUGACGAUUCAGAUUCGUUUUAUAAUUGUCUGUCUUGGUGUCCGGUUGCUCAUGUUUUCAUGAGCAACCGGUUGAGCAACAGUUGAGGCACUUUGCCUUUGGGAGGGGUUUCUGGCCGAGUAGAAAGCAGAGGAGCCAGCCUCUUUGACAGUAUUCAAAAGUUCGAGUGAGUGCACAGUGCCAGACUUCCAGAUCGUUUGACCUUUGUAACAACAUUUUUGUUAAACAUGGAAUUGACAGCAGAAAGUCACUCCAUUCCCCUAUCUGACGGAAACAGCAUACCCUUGAUAGGACUGGGAACUUAUGCAAAUCCCCGCGAGACUCCUAAAGGAACUACAUAUGAAUCUGUCAAAAUUGCGAUCGAAACGGGCUACAGACACAUUGACGGAGCUUUGGUCUAUUACAAUGAACACGAAGUGGGGCAAGCAAUAAGGGACAAAAUAGCAGAUGGAACUGUGAAAAGAGAGGACAUCUUCUAUUGUGGAAAGUUGUGGAACACAUUUCAUCCACCCGAGCUAGUACGACCUACUUUGGAGAAAACCCUGACGACAUUACAGCUGGAUUAUGUUGACCUCUAUAUUAUAGAACUGCCCAUGGCUUUCAAGCCAGGAGAUGGAUUUUACCCCAAAGAUGAGAGUGGGAAGUGGCUUUAUCAUGAAACGGACCUCUGUGCCACAUGGGAGGCUUUAGAAGCUUGUAAAGACGCUGGCCUUAUAAAAUCUCUUGGGGUUUCAAACUUCAACAAGCGACAACUAGAGCUAAUCCUUAACAAGCCGGGGCUGAAACACAAACCUGUGUCAAACCAGGUUGAAUGCCACCCCUAUUUCACCCAGCCAAAGUUGCUUGAAUACUGCCGGCAGAAUGGUAUCGUCAUUGUUGGUUACAGCCCGCUGGGAACAUCCAGAGAUCCGUCUUGGGUAAACCUAAAAUGCCCCCCAAUGCUGGAAGAUGAGCUGCUGGUAUCGAUUGCCAAAAAGUACAACAAGACCACGGCUCAGGUGUGUCUGCGGUUCAAUGUACAGAGAGGCGUGGUGGUCAUCCCAAAGAGCUUCAGCCCUGCUCGCAUAAAGGAAAACUUUGAGAUAUUCGAUUUCUCUCUCUCUGACGCUGAUAUGAAGGCAGUUGAAGGGUUGAACAAAAGCAUCCGCUUUGUGGAGCUUCUCAUGUGGUCUGACCAUCCAGAGUAUCCAUUUCAUGAUGACUUCUAGACACCACAGACAGCAACACCCCUGUUCUAGAGUGAUUAAACUUGGCAUCUUUACUUUGCUAAAAAUAAUAUUUAAUUGCUAUUAGCUAAUUAAAAAACUUAAAUUUACAGCACACAAUAUAAUACACUUCCUUGGGUAAAGGGUUCAACUGCUGAGCUGUGCUAAUGAAGGUCUGCUCUCACAGAUGUCUUUCGUUUUGUAAAAGUCUUACUGAUAAGUUUUGAGUGACAAAACAAACAAACUUGGGAUAGUAAAUGUUUGCAAACUACAGAAUAAAGAUAAGGUGUGGCUAAAUCAAAGCAAGACUGUUAACUAAGUAUAGAAAGCUUCUGAAUUGCUCAACCUGAAUAACAGCUUUUAAAACUGAAUUUGAAUUAAAUUUAGCAAUUGAA
This is a messenger RNA of Oreochromis aureus, 1976 nucleotides long. Its product is annotated as aldo-keto reductase family 1 member D1-like. Gene Ontology annotation, biological process: bile acid biosynthetic process. Gene Ontology annotation, molecular function: Delta4-3-oxosteroid 5beta-reductase activity; aldose reductase (NADPH) activity. Gene Ontology annotation, cellular component: cytosol. The record is from RefSeq and is a predicted model, not a curated record. The transcript has 10 exons. NCBI's taxonomy places the organism in Eukaryota, Metazoa, Chordata, Actinopteri, Cichliformes, Cichlidae. Bases 604 to 1584 code for a protein of 326 amino acids.